Messenger RNA from Haliotis rufescens (red abalone), 1230 nucleotides. RefSeq lists its product as uncharacterized. Bases 1 to 1230 code for a protein of 409 amino acids. The record is from RefSeq and is a predicted model, not a curated record. NCBI's taxonomy places the organism in Eukaryota, Metazoa, Mollusca, Gastropoda, Lepetellida, Haliotidae. The transcript has a single exon.
AUGGACUUCAGUUUACUUAUAGACUUCAAUUUACUCAUAGACUUCAGUUUACUCAUAGACUUCAGUUUACUUAUAGACUUCAGUUUACUCAUAGACUUCAGUUUACUCAUAGACUUCAGUUUACUCAUAGACUUCAGUUUACUCAUAGACUUCGGUUUACUUAUAGACUUCAGUUUACUCAUAGACUUCAGUUUACUCAUAGACUUCGGUUUACUUAUAGACUUCAGUUUACUCAUAGACUUCAGUUUACUCAUAGACUUCAGUUUACUCAUAGACUUCAAUUUACUCAUAGACUUCGGUUUACUUAUAGACUUCAGUUUACUCAUAGACUUCAGUUUACUCAUAGACUUCAGUUUACUCAUAGACUUCAGUUUAAUCAUAGACUUCAGUUUACUUAUAGACUUCAGUUUACUCAUAGACUUCAGUUUACUUAUAGACUUCAGUUUACUUUCAGACUUCUAUUUACUCAUAGACUUCAGUUUACUCAUAGACUUCAGUUUACUUAAAGGCUUCAGUUUACUUAAAGUCUUCAGUUUACUUAUAGUCUUCAGUUUACUUAUAGACUUCAGUUUACUUAUAGACUUCAGUUUACUUAUAGACUUCAGUUUUCUUUCAGACAUCAAUUUACUCAUAGACUUCAGUUUACUUAUAGACUUCAGUUUACUCAUAGACUUCAGUUUACUUUCAGACUUCAAUUUACUCAUAGACUUCAGUUUACUCAUAGACUUCAGUUUACUUAUAGACUUCAGUUUACUUUCAGAAUUCAAUUUACUCAUAGACUUCAAUUUACUCAUAGACUUCAGUUUACUUAUUGACUUUAGUUUACUCAUAGACUUCAGUUUACUUAUAGACUUCAGUUUACUUAUAGGCUUCAGUUUACUUAUAGACUUCAGUUUACUUAUAGACUUCAGUUUACUUUCAGACUUCAGUUUACUCAUAGACUUCAGUUUACAUAUAGACUUCAAUUUACUCAUAGACUUCAGUUUACUCAUGGACUUCAGUUUACUUAUAGACUUCAGUUUACUUAUAGGCUUCGGUUUACUCAUAGACUUCAGUUUACUCAUAGACUUCAGUUUACAUAUAGACUUCAAUUUACUCAUAGACUUCAGUUUACUCAUAGACUUCAGUUUACUUAUAGACUUCAGUUUACUUAAAGUCUUCAGUUUACUUAUAGACUUCAGUUUACUUUCAGACUUCAAUUUACUCAGUUUACUUAUAGACUUCGGUUAA